Pundamilia nyererei is the source of this 798-nucleotide messenger RNA. Its product is annotated as C-type lectin domain family 10 member A-like. Bases 1 to 798 code for a protein of 265 amino acids. The transcript has 7 exons. The record is from RefSeq and is a predicted model, not a curated record. Lineage: Eukaryota; Metazoa; Chordata; Actinopteri; Cichliformes; Cichlidae.
AUGUCCUAUUUGUCCGCAGAGCCUCGUACUGUCGAUUUCUCCAGGUUCUCCAGGUACAGACGAUGGCUCUUUCCUGCUCUGACGGCUACACUCCUCCUGAUUCUGAUCAUAGCUCUGGGAGCCAGCAACACGUCAACAUGGAACCGGCUGUGGUCCUCGGAGAAAAGUGUUUCUAAUCUGACUGAAUCACUGAGGGACACACAGCAGCUCACCAAAGAUACAGCAAAAGAAGUUUUGUCAAUGAAGUUUGCAGUGGAGAACAACAAGGACCAGCUGGCAUCAGUAUCAGAGGCACUGAGGCAGCUCUCAGCUCUGGACGCUCUCCGCAGGACGGUCGCCGAACUCAAAUGUUCUUUAGAACGCUUGGUCAACAACGGCACGACAGCACACGGCUGUUGUCCUCUGAAUUGGGAUUCUUUCGGCACCAACUGCUACUUAUUCAGUACCACGCCAUUAUCGUGGCACGAUGCCAGAGACUGGUGUAAUGGACACGAAUCUCACUUGGUCAUUCUUCUCACUGACGAGGAGUGGGAUUUUGUGACCCAGCGUACUGUGGGCUCCUUCCACUGGGUGGGUCUGACUGAUGAGAGGACUGGGCAGUGGGAGUGGGUCAACCAGACACCCUACAUCAUGAACCGGAGGAGGUGGAAACCUGGGCAGCCUGACGCCUGGACCCAUCAUGGUCUCGGUCCCGGGGAUGAAGACUGCGCUCAUCUUCAUUCUGAUGGACGUCUUAACGAUCUGCACUGCUCCAGCAAAAUGCGCUUCAUCUGUCAGAGGCACACCAUGAAGAACUAA